This is a messenger RNA of Siniperca chuatsi (mandarin fish), 3173 nucleotides long. RefSeq names its product WD repeat domain 53 (gene wdr53). Gene Ontology annotation, molecular function: protein binding. Lineage: Eukaryota; Metazoa; Chordata; Actinopteri; Centrarchiformes; Sinipercidae. The coding region runs from base 575 to 1732 and encodes 385 amino acids. The record is from RefSeq and is a predicted model, not a curated record. The transcript is spliced from 3 exons.
UUUAAAUUCUAUUCUGGAUUUUACAGGGAGCCAGUGCAGAGAAGCUAAUAUUGGAGAAAUAUCUCUUUUCCUAGUUUUUGUCAGUACAAGAAUUCAACAAAAUAAAGUUCGAUCUUAUCUCAUAUGUAUUGCAAGAUAUAUGUAAAGUACUUUACAGUUUGCAAAUCUUAGCUCAUGUAUUUCCACACCAAUUUAUUUUUCUAUUUUAUGACUUCUGGCUCAGUAACAUUGUUCAGACAAUGGCACAGUGCAUCGAAAUUAAGGCUUUCAGAGAGAAACACAAAAGGUGAUAUUUUGCCCUGAAUAAUCCUUUCAGGCAGCAUUUCCUCCCAGUUUGGUAUUACCCAGCAUCAACUUCCACCAACUAAAUAUUUUAUAUGAGAGGUAUAGGAAAGUAGAUUAGGUUUAUGGCAAUGGUUGGUGUUAAAGGUCUGCAGUUCCUGGCGAAAAAGCUAAAGAAAUCCGCCUGGCAUGCUAAACUCAGGGCAUAAACAUCUCGGUGGUCAUAUAUGAUGUCAUCAACGAGCGACGCAGCCCCACAUGGCAGCCUGCUGAAGUUUUGACAAGGGUCAGCAUGGCCAGGCAGUGGUCUGAGGGCCACUCCACAUCCAUCCUUUGUGUUGGGGCGUCUGACGGCCCUGAGGGUCUCAUCGCUUCAGGCUCUGAGGGUGGAGAGGUCACGGUGUGGAGCCAAGAGGGAACCAUCUUAGGCCGUCUCACUCUCCCUGGUGAAGAGGACAGCACAAGUGUUGUGUUUUCACCUGCAGCUCCGGGCCAACUGUAUGUGUCACACGGAGACACAGUGAGCGUGCUCGACCCCCGAAACCUGAAGGGCCCUGUGGAGGAGUUUCAGGGUGCAGGGGAGGAGGAGAUCAAUGCUUUGGCACUAAACGACACGGGUUCAGCCCUGGCAGUGGCUGAUGACUCCGGGGCAGUCCGGGUGCUGGAGCUUCCUGGGGGAAAAGUGUGCAGGACUCUUCGUAGACACACUAACAUCUGCUCCUCUGUGGCUUUUCGGCCUCACAGGCCCAAUAACCUGGUGUCUGCUGGACUAGACAUGCAGGUGAUGUUGUGGGGUCUGCAGAAGACACGCCCUCUUUGGACCCUCAACCUCCAGGAUGUAGCAGAGGAAGAAGAUGACCAUGAGCAGCGUCCUGGUCAGCUUUUCAACCCGCCAUUGGUCCACUGUGUUUCUGUGGCGAGUUGUGGAAACAUUUUGGGUUGUGCAGCCGAGGACGGGCGGGUGCAUCUGAUGCGGAUCGGCAGCGGCUCUAAACUGGAACAGCAGGGAGCAGUCAAGGCUCACAGUCAGGGGGCCUCACAAGCCCACUUUGUUAGUUUCCUUUCCCACCCUUACUGGCUGGUCACUGGGGGGAAUGACGGCCAGGUCGCCCUGUGGGACCUCAGUAAACACCCAGUGGUGAAUCCGGAGGCAAAGGCCAAACCUCAGGUGACAACAGCCCCUCACAGGAAGGGGAAGAGCAAGGCAAAGAGGAAAGAACAAUCCCAGGAUAAAGCAAAGACCCCACCGAAGGCAGAAGCAGGGAAAGAAGAUGAUGAAGUGGCAGCAGGUACAGAGGAGGUGGCGGAGGAGAAGUCUGGUCCCAAACUGAGCAUCAGUCAUGGGGACAAGGUGAACUGGUUGUGCCCUGCUGUGCUGAAAGGAGAAGCCAGUGUGGUAGUCGCAGAUCAGAGCUCCAGUCUGACGGUCUACCCUCUGUCUCAACUAUAGAUUCACGCACUUUACAUGUUCUUUAAUCUUUUGUUUUGGUCAUAGCAGUACACUAUGUCGACUUGACUUGUUUUAAGUUUACAUGAAACACUCCUGUGUUUGAUGCUGUUAGAACUGGUAGCAUCAUUAUUUGAACCUCUGGUCUAUUGGCUUCAUAUUGUGACAGUAGGGUCUUUCUCUCCUUUAUUAAAGUCUGACCUGUGGACAGAAACUAAACAUAACUGGUGUUUCAAGAAAGUAUUGAACAGUGCAGAGGAAGGUAGAUUUUUACAGAAGCAGAAAAACAUUACAAAAAUCAGAGUUUUCACACAAUAUUCAACAAACUAAAUGUGUAACUGUUUUUCCAUGUCUCAUCUAAUUCUAGCUCUUCUCAUUGUAGCUAAUUUGGUGUUUUGUGUGUGUGUUAUAAAAAUGUCAUCCUUUGAAAUAUAUUUUGAUACGUGUGCAUUUUGUGGAUUCUAAAAAAAAAAACAAAAAAAAACUACCACAUUAGCACAUUAUGUUGAACUGAGUCUGCAGUGCUUUUAUAGAGUAAAAACACACCUCAAUCUAAACCAGGAGCCAGACAGAAAGACAAAGCACAGAGCAAACUGAAAGCUGUUCCCAAGAUGUGACAUUUCAAACACACUGCUCUUUCUGACAUUAGCUUUCAAGACAUUUGAAAACACACAACACACAGCCACACUUCUAAGUUGCUUGGGGCUCUGUGGUGACUAUCCUCUGGAGAACAGUGGUCUUGUUUUUAAAAUCAAUAUAAAGCAGCAUCUUGUGAAGUGACACCAUGAACUACAGUAUAUGAUGUACAAUGACAAUAUUUAUCUGUACAUGUAAAUGAUUAAAUCAUGUUUGCCGCUUAUUAAUCAUUACAGGCUGAAUCUGUUACAAACUGUUCAACACCAGACAGACUGUAUCUAAUGCUAAAAUCUAAGAAACUGUGCUGUUCCUAUUAAUCUGUGGACUUGAUUUGCAUCACCAUCAAGCAAACAAAAUCUCAAUACAUUCAUUGCAAAUGUCAUUCUUUUGCAAACAAGCAAAACACUUUUCUAUAAGAAUACCGGGAAAAAAGGCACAUGGCUGACUGUCCAAGUUAAUGAAUAAAUGCAAUCUACACCUGUCUGUCUUCACAAGGUGUCUUAUAAAUUAGACUAGCUGAGACAAGUUUAAAAAAAGAAAAAGUGUGACGGCUUAUAAUAACUUUUGAUUGAAUUGAAAUUAUAAACAGCAAAUGUUGUAAUUUACCAAAAUUCUUUAAACUAUAUAUUACCUAAACAAGCCAAAUAAAAUGCUUUAGGGUGGACGUUCACAGUAAGAUUUACACUGAAUAAACACAUGAUCAUUUCUCAGCAUUGCAGCGCGACCUGACAACCUGCUACAUCAGUUUCCGUUACAUAACUUUCAGUUUUUUUUUUUUUUUUUGAUUGAAUGUGUCUCAAAAGUAUUU